AUGACAGAGUCUCCCCCUUCUAUUCUCAACGACUUCAGUUUCUACAAGGAAAUCGCCUUCUUCCCCACUGUGGGUCAAGGCACUGUCCACAGUCUCACCCACAUCCCCUCCCAAUCUUCCAUUGAUCGCGGGGAAGAAAGGUGCUGUCGCAAACACGAUAUCCUUGUUGCCUCCCUACUUCCUGGUGGCGAGACCUCCUCCUCUGCACGCUGCUGCAAUCUCUACUCCUUUGAGUCGGGUGGCAAAUGUCUCACAACAUCCACCAAAUCCUUCGAUUUCAUGUACCUUCCUGUUGCUGACAUAGUGUGCAUAAAGGCCUUCUAUGACGAGCAGUCGAGGAAGUAUGUGGUGUCGAUGGGGCUGGUGAAGGAGGAGGGCUCGUGCUUCUUCAACAUUUACGCAGCACAACGACUGAAUGAUCUGCCUGAACAGUGCAUUUGUUUGUCGGAGUUGGUGCACUUUCCCGUUCAACUUCAUGUCACCAACAACGAGGGCACUGCAAUGGGCGUUUCUGUUGUCAACGUCGGGGUCGUUGCCGCCGCCGCUGGAUUUGAAUGA
Hydatigera taeniaeformis is the source of this 558-nucleotide messenger RNA. The record is from the annotation of a GenBank genome assembly. NCBI's taxonomy places the organism in Eukaryota, Metazoa, Platyhelminthes, Cestoda, Cyclophyllidea, Taeniidae.